Molecule: messenger RNA, 4756 nt
Organism: Manduca sexta (tobacco hornworm)
Lineage: Eukaryota; Metazoa; Arthropoda; Insecta; Lepidoptera; Sphingidae
Product: netrin receptor DCC
Exons: 19
Coding region: 978-4049 (1023 amino acids)
Biological process (GO): brain development; cell-cell adhesion
Molecular function (GO): cell-cell adhesion mediator activity
Source: RefSeq, a predicted model, not a curated record
UAAGUUUUGAAAAGUGCUGACGCGAUUUAAAACCCGGUUAACAAUGUUGAAAUGUACUUCUCAUUUUCCUUAAAACAAUGUGAUUAAUCUUCACGUCGCUCAAUUGUCAAACUCGCCGGUGCCGCUGACGUAUAAACGAAUUGCAAAAAGAAACUCGGAACAAUCCGAGACUUGAAACUUUUAAUAGCUAUUUUCACUCCUUAAACUUAAAUAAGUUAUGGAAACCUGCUUAAGUUGUAAUUACUGUUGUCAUUUGCUUGUUACCGUUCUGAUAGUGAUCAAGUACUUGUGAUAUAAAAUUACAAGGCACUGACAUCUGAGGUGUUAACGCUGCUAAAAAGGUGGUUCUGGAGACUUCAAUACUUAAGAGAUUGUCCUCUCUUAAUUUGCAACAGAAUGGAGUUAAUGAAGGGCGCCUCCUUUGUGCGGCCCGAUACGUUGAUUACAUAGUGCCUGACUUAGCGAACGAUUGCUCCGGAUGUAUAAGCAAAUUGAACGGUCUUGGGAUCAAACCUCAAUGAAUGAAAGUGCGGGGGCAAAUUUUGGAGGAUAAAUUUGAGCCUGACAAAACGUGGCAAUGUGAUUAUAUUCACAAUACUAUACUAUACAACAAAAACAAUAAUAUAACGAGUUACAACACACUUGAGAGAAACAAGAAACGAAGCUAAUAUGCAUAAAGCAGCAUACAAAGAGACAAUUAAAGAACGUAGACGAUGCAUCAAAGCUUUGCCCAAAAUCAUUAUCAUCAAGCUAUGCAAAAGCUCGAGUGGUACUGAGUCGGCGCGAAAUGACAUCUAGAGUGGGGGGGCCAGUAACCCCAAGGACAUCGGACGGGGAGGUUGUGUCGCUUCGCGCUCGGAACACGUCGCGAUCUCCGCGUAAACUAUCCAACGAUGUUUUAAUAUGAAAAGUUACUUGAACUGUAUAGAGCAAGUAUGUGGUGUAUUGUGUGGUGACGUUAAUCAGUUGUGUCAAGCAUGCUCACCGGGCCAAUUAAAACAGAUAAACGAGAGUGGAACCAGUUCAAGAGUGUGGUGCUUUUGCAUCUUUUGUUCACUUUACCCUGUGUGACGAGAGCACAAAGUCGCGCACCACGAAUAAAGGAGCAUCCGGCUGACACUGUAGUUGGGAGAAGCGAACCUGCGACUCUUCGGUGUGUGUCUGAAGGGAAACCGAAACCCUCAAUACAGUGGUACAAAGAUGGCGCACCCCUUGCACCGAACGAUCACCCCCAUAGAGUAUUGCUUGAAGAUGGACUGUUAUUCCUUAGGGCCAUGCGAGGAAAGAAGGAAAACGACGAGGGUGUGUACUGGUGCGUCGCACGCAAUUCGGUUGGGGAAGCAGUUAGCAAGAACGCCACACUUACGAUUGCCGUCCUGCGAGAUGAAUUCAGAACGGAACCUCGUGACAUCAAAGUAGCGAGUGGAGAGCCGGCGAUAUUAGAGUGUUCAUCGCCGAAAGGCGUUCCCGAUCCGUCUGUCCAUUGGAUUAAAGACGGUCAUACAUUAGAUAUAGAAGUAAAUGGAAGAAUAGCAAUAGUAGACGGAGGCCAUUUGAAAUUUUUGGAAAGUCUUCCAUCGGACAGCGGUGUAUAUCGAUGUGUGGCCUCAAACGUGGCAGGCGAAAGGCAAUCGCGUCCUGCAACACUUCUCGUCUUACGCAGACCACAUUUUCUAGUGAAACCUAAUAAUAUAACGGCUUUAAUAGGCCAGAACAUCGAGUUUCACUGUCAAGUCUCACCAGAAUCAGAUGUGUCGGUGACAUGGUCACGUGAUAGAGGUGCUUUGUCAUCGAAAGCGAUUAUACGUCGAGGAUCUCUUAGGAUAGAUAGGGUAGUGGCGAACGAUGCGGGCGUGUAUACUUGUAGAGCUGAAAGUCAGGCUGGGACGAGCGCUGCUAGUGCAAUACUCACUAUACAUUCACUACCUCAUUUCACACGCGUGCCGUCUGAUCAAACAGCAUGGGAAGGAGAAGCAGUGUCCUUUCCUUGUGAAGCCGACGGCAUACCAAAACCUUUUGUGUUUUGGACAAUGGAAGGAUCUCAGGAACUAGUAUUUCCGAAAACAAGUCACGGCUCAAGUUCUCUAUAUCUGAAUCGAGUUAUGACUCAGCACGCGGGAAGGUUGACAUGUGUCGCAGUGAGUGCGGCGGGGAGUGCUUUGCAUACGGCUACUUUGCAGGUUUUGAAAAGAGAAGCGAACGCGUUCUCUGGUGAUCUAGAAACAUCAUCUCAAUACCCAGAAUUAAGUAAACCGCAAAACUACCCUCCAAUGACACAGUACGAAUUAGUACAAGCUCGCCGUUAUUUGCAACAGGAUGUCCUAUCGUUGAAACGAGUCGAAGGGAUAUCUGCUACUACUCUAAAAAUAGUGUGGGACGUCAUGACAGAUUACAACGAAUACUUAGAAGGUGUUAAGAUAUGGUUCAACGGAACAUCGAUGAAUAGAAAAUAUUUAGACUUACAAAGUGUUCAACAUUCCAAUGAAACAAAUAUUGAUAAUUUAAUAGAAUUUAGAAAGUAUGGAAAUUUUACAAUGACUACUGUACACAAUAGUGGAUCUUCCAGUCACGUUCUAACGGGUCUGUUACCUUACGCUCAAUACGAUAUAUUUCUAAUGCCAUUUUACAAAUUACUGUUAGGCAAACCAUCUAAUCUGAAAACAGGGUUCACACAAGAAGACGUUCCAACCGAGCCUCCGCAGAGCGUAACGGCUGGAGUGAUAAAUGCGACGUCGGCUUGGAUUAGGUGGGACCCACCCCCUGUAUAUGCGUGGAAUGGCGAAAUUUCAGGAUAUUUGAUCGAAGUACGCGUAGGAGGAUCGACAGGUGGCCGUGUCGUGGGUCAGAUGUCAUUGGGGCCGCGCACUCGUGCUGCCGAGGCGAGCUCGUUAAGGACCGGUGGCCGGUACAGCGCACGCGCCGCCGCCGUCACCCGACGUGGUCACGGACCCUUCAGCCCUCCCACCCACAUUCAUAUGCUACCCACACAGUCUCAACGGCAUUACGUCCAAACGGAACCCGCCACCGACAAAGCAAUAAUGUCAAUGUUCCAAGAAACCUGGCUUUUAGCACUGAGCUUAACUUUGUUAGUGUUAAUACUCGCCGGCGCCGGCAUUAUUGUUUACAUAAGGAGACGUCAUUCUAAACAAAGAAAGAAUCAGAAUCCAACUGGUAACUCGGCGCAGAAUUUUACACGUAACAAUAUUGACAUGUAUAGUAAGGAUGGAUUUGAAGUACCAAAAUGUUUUACAGGAACAGCAAUAGCUAAUGCUCAGCAAUGCUUGUUGGGCAAAGAGCCAGUUUGGCUCAGAGAAAGACCUGUAUUUGAAGGCACAACUGAGCCUAGUAUAGAAAUUUUGAAUUGCCAUCAAAGCCUUUUACAUGGUGGGCACACAAUUGGGACAAUGGCUAUAGAGGCAGAAUACAGUCUUCCACAACAUACAAAUGUCCUAAACCCGAUAUCCGAAGAAGAUCAUCGGAGAAUUCAACCCGAGGCUUACGCCUCGAGCGCUAUUUACACCGAACUGAAUUUCCAGGAUCAUACAGACGCCGAAGACUCUUGUAUGAAAUGCGCAGUCAGUCCGGGUUCUUACGAUAACAGCAUGGUCAGAUCCUAUGGAGAUAGUAAUCAAUAUUCUAAUGAAGAAUGUUCAACGUGCUGUAGAAGUAGUAGUUCAACAUUAACUAAAGAUUAUAGCGAAAUGACUAAAUGUAAUGAAGAACAGGACAUGUCGAUUGAAGAUUGUCCAUCCUGUAAGAUAGAACAUUCUAGAUCAUCAAGCCAUCAUGAAGGUAAUAAAGAGUGGGCGAUGGCUGAAGUUGAAUAUGACUAUCCCCAAUGGCAUUGGUUGGGGAGAGAGAAUAGUUUUAGACAAAAUGAAGAUCAGAGAUAUAACAGUGCGGGAAGGAGCGAUGAAAAUUGUAGAAUGAAUUUGUGCGAUAUACUGCCUCCGCCUCCGUAUGAAAGAGAGUCGCCGUAUAGAGAAAUGCAUGCGUUCACGAACCACUCAGGCACAUCGGGUUGUUCGGGCCAUACCUAUCGGAGUUAAUUUUUUUAUAUCAUUAGUACGUAAUUCGAGCAAUAAUAGUGUACAUAUUAUAAAUGGUUUCUGUGUUUCGAGAAGGGUUACUAUAACACCGUCACAUUAAUUUUUCCUUUUUAACUGGGAAUGGUAAAAACAAGUUAUGUAAAUUCUAAAAUUGAAAUGGUAAAUGAUCUAAUAAUUAGGUCUAAAAUCGAAAUCUACAUAGAAUGAAUAAUUAAGAAUAAUUAAUAAUAUUUGAAAUUAUAUUCAGAACUUAUAUAAUUAAACGGUACAAAAAUAAUGUAAUUCCUUUUAUCUAUGGGGAAUUAUCACUUGAACGUUAUUAAAAGCUUUCGGUGUAAUGUGCGAAAUGUUACGUGACGGUGUGAUAGACGGCUAUGUUUGUAGUUUUUGUGAAUGUGUUUACAAAUAGACUGCCAUGUAACUUAAUGUAGGCAUUAGUUUUUCAUCUUUCUCUAGUGACUGUGAUAUAGUAUAAUUUUCGUAUUUGAAUUUACGUUUUGUAAAUAUUUUAAAAUGUUUGAUAUCCUUAUACAAUUUUAUCAUUGAAGUAUUUAUUGUGUGUAGUGUAUUGAGAGAAUCUUUUUUUUUUUGAUAUUUCAAACAGUCACAGCUGUUGCAGGCGAAACAUUUUGUACUGAUCAAGAAUUCCUAUACUUAUACAGAUAAAUCGCAUUUUGUAAACGAAGCAUUAAACUGAACAAUUUCUA